UGUCCAUAUAGAAGGUUCAGACCUUUUUCCAUCUCAUUCGAUCUCACCACCUUUCUCUUCUCUACUCGCUUCAUUUUCUGAACCGAGAUUUCUGUGGAGAUACGAAAGCUUUGGUUGCCCUCUCUCUGUUUGCAGUGUUUUUCGUCCAGAAUAUCAGAUGUAGCGGAGGUUUUACGGUCGAACGAGGAGGUCGCCGACGAGUUCUGCUUGUUCGUAGCUAAGCGAGCCUGCGGCAUAGAUACACAUAGCCUUGACGGCCUCGUUUCCCGUGGGAAGGCCUCGGCGAUGGCGAUGACGAUAAAGGGCAUCUUCAGAGGGUUGAAGAUCAUCGCUCAAAUAUUCAUGCAGAGGGAGCAUGAGAUCGAGAUCGGGUACCCUACGGACGUGAGGCAUGUGUCGCACAUAGGGUUCGGCGCUAGCGGCUCCUGUCCAAGCUGGAUGAGUGAAUUCAGAGGAGUAGAGGAGGUAUCAGCAGAGGCAGCAGGAGCAGGAGAAGCAUCCGCAAGCUCCGCUGCGCAGUCGAGGCAAGCCUCCUGUGCUUCCCUAGACUUCGAGCAACCGGCAGGCGUCGUGCCGCCGCCGGAAGAGGUCGCCACCACCGGCAGCUCCGCCGCCGGCACCCCAAGUGGCGCCCCGAGGAAGCCGACGGCGAGGCCGAAGAAAGCCCGGGCGCCGUCGCCUGCCUCGAGGUCGUCCUCGUGGCGCUCCACGGGCUCGUUCGCCACCGCGUGCAGCGACUCCGGCGAACUGCGCCCCGCCGGCCUGCGAGCCGCCUGAUCGAUACCGCGGCGGAGGGCGGCGCGCGCCUCCCCGAUCACCGUACUUGUACAUGCUCUUGACACGGUUUGUUGCCUGUAACGUUUUCUUGGGUUUGGUCUGUUUGGUUUCGGCAUUCCGGGCGUGAAAACGGUCGGGAACUGUCGGAAAAAUAGCCUAACCAUUUUUGUU
Messenger RNA from Panicum virgatum (switchgrass), 948 nucleotides. Its product is annotated as CRIB domain-containing protein RIC10-like. The record is from RefSeq and is a predicted model, not a curated record. The transcript is spliced from 5 exons. NCBI's taxonomy places the organism in Eukaryota, Viridiplantae, Streptophyta, Magnoliopsida, Poales, Poaceae. The coding region runs from base 286 to 777 and encodes 163 amino acids.